AGUACGUUGAGACCGAGGCACGGAACUGCCGGAGGGUUGACGAAUGACCAUCAGCGGCGCAGGGGAAGGAUGGCGAGAUUGCAGCGGUUUUAGCAGCAGCGCCAACGGCUCGAUAGCAGACAGCCAGCUCGUUCCGCCGCAGGUCAGAGCCGGGCUGGUUGUAUGAGGACUCUCGGAGGACGGGCUCUACCCGCGGAGAGGUAGCGGGUGUAGCCUGGGAGACGCGAGCAGAACCGUAGCUGCUGCUGCUGGAUCUUUUUGGAGAAACAACAUGGCUGCGGUGGAGCUCGAAUGGAUCCCUGAAACGCUGUACAACACCGCGAUCUCAGCCGUGGUGGACAACUACAGCCGAUCGAGGAGGGACAUACGCUCGCUGCCAGAGAACAUCCAGUUUGAUGUGUAUUAUAAGCUGUACCAGCAGGGCCGCCUCUGCCAGCUGGGAGGGGAGUUCUGCGAGCUGGAGGUGUUUGCUAAAGUGCUGCGGGCCUCCGACAAAAGGCAUCUCCUGCACCACUGCUUCCAAGCACUCAUGGACCACGGCGUGAAGGUGGCCUCAGUUUUAGCCAACUCCUUCAGUCGCCGCUGCUCUUACAUCGCAGAGUCUGACGCUCAUGUCAAAGAGAAGGCCAUCCAGUUUGGCUUUGUGCUGGGUGGUUUCCUGUCUGACGCCGGCUGGUAUGGAGACGCAGAGAAGGUGUUCCUGUCGUGCCUGCAGCUGUGCACGCUCCACAGUGAGGUCCUGCACUGUUUCCGGGCUGUGGAAUGCUGCGUCAGGCUGCUUCAUGUCCGGAACGGAAACUGUAAGUACCACCUGGGGGAGGAGACCUUCAAGCUCGCUCAGUCUUACAUGGACAAACUAGCCAAACAUGGCCAUCAGGCCAACAAGGCGGCGCUGUACGGCGAGCUCUGUGCCUUGCUCUUUGCCAAAAGCCACUAUGAUGAGGCGUACCGCUGGUGUAUAGAGGCUAUGAAGGAAAUCACCCCAGGGCUGCCUGUUAAAGUAGUCGUUGAUGUUCUACGACAAGCCUCAAAGGCCUGUGUGGUGAAGAGGGAGUUCAGAAAGGCAGAGCAGCUGAUCAAACACGCCGUCUUUCUAGCAAGAGAACAUUUUGGACACAAGCAUCCAAAGUACUCUGACACGCUGUUAGAUUACGGAUUUUACCUGUUAAACGUAGAUAACAUUUGUCAGUCAGUUGCAAUCUACCAGACGGCCCUAGACAUUCGACAGUCUGUGUUCGGAGGGAAGAACAUCCACGUUGCCACAGCACAUGAAGACCUGGCCUACUCCUCUUAUGUCCACCAGUACAGCUCUGGGAAAUUUGACAACGCUCUAUUCCAUGCAGAACGUGCCAUAGACAUCAUCACUCAUAUUCUGCCUGAAGACCAUCUCUUGCUGGCGUCCUCCAAGAGAGUCAAAGCCCUCAUUCUGGAGGAAAUCGCCAUCGACUGCCACAACAAAGAAACUGAAGAGCGCCUCCUGCAGGAGGCUCACGACCUGCACCUCUCGUCUCUGCAGCUGGCCAAAAAAGCCUUUGGAGAGUUCAACGUCCAGACCGCCAAACAUUAUGGAAACCUGGGGCGUCUUUACCAGUCCAUGAGGAAGUUCAAGGAAGCAGAGGAGAUGCACAUCAAAGCCAUCAAGAUCAAGGAGCAGCUGCUGGGCCACGAAGACUACGAGGUGGCUCUGUCUGUGGGGCACCUGGCCUCCCUCUACAACUAUGACAUGAACCAAUACGAGGAUGCUGAGAGGCUCUACCUGCGCUCCAUCGCCAUUGGUAAGAAGCUGUUUGGGGAGGGCUACAGUGGGCUGGAGUAUGACUACAGAGGCCUGAUCAAACUCUACAACUCUGUGGGGAACUUCGAGAAGGUGUUCGAGUACCACAACGUACUGUCCAACUGGAACCGGCUGAGGGACCGGCAGUUUGCCGUCGCAGACGCUCUGGAAGACGUCAACACGACCCCCCAGCAGACGCAGGAGGUGGUGCAGGCCUUCCUGCUGGCCCAGAGUCUCGGCCCCACGCGGCCCUGCCUGGGCUGAGCUCUCCCUGCGCCCGUGUGAAUGUGGAGUUCUUUUUUCCUGACGGGGGGGAAAGAAAAGAGGAAAAGACCAGGUUGGAUCCUGGGAGGAAACCCAAAUGUGACGCAGCAGUUGCACACAGUUAGUUUGAAGAUGCGGUACAUUCAGGCAUCAGCGGCUUGCCGGUGGUUUGACUGGCAGCAGAAAGACGUGUUGUAAUUCAUCAGCUUCCUCAUUCACAGCCUGAAGUAGCGGUGAGGGGAGCGAGCUGCUGCUGUUCUUCUGGAGGCAGGACUCUGACCUGAGGAGGAGCGAGGAAGCAUCCUGUGAAGACGAUGUGUGACCUCCACUCUGUUCCACACGCCUUUUUUCUUCUGGGACCACAGGGUCUUUUUAUUUAGCAGCAAAACCUGGAUUUCCACAAGACCUUUGGUGGAGUGGAGGACACUACAACUCCAGGGAGCAUCUGUGAAGUUCAGCUCCGACCCUCGGAGCUGCACAUGUCUGAUCUGUACAGCAAAAUCAUAGAGCGAUUGUACACUUCGGUUUCAUUUGAAGGCUUCUCGUUUUUGUUUCCUUUUUUCUAAGUUGACUCUAAGAUGUCAUUGAACUCGUGCUUUGAGGUGCUUGCAGAGUGGAAUGUGUUGUUGCACACUGAGCAGAGGGCUCAUUUUCAACCGUUUUCUCUUUUUUUCUCCUUUUCAGUACUGACGGUAUCAUUGAAAUGCCAAUAUUUUAUAUGCAGAGGUGUAAUGUUGACGUGGGCCUUUGUUUCUGCAUCCUGACAAACUAAACUGUAAAACAGUCGAGAAGCUUGGCCGUGAGCGCAGAAGACGAGGUGCUACACGUACAAAGCUCCCUUUACUUGCUUAUUGUGUGUUUGUGUGUGUGUGUGUGUGUGUGUGUGUGUGUGCGCCCAUCAGUGUCACAAAUGUCUGGGGGCCCCGCCUUACACUAGCCUGCAGUUAUCUGUCUGUAGACAGACCCAUACUGACAAGUGCUUAAUAAACUACCCUUAUGGGCACUACAGUCGGGACCAGUCCUGUGUGUGUGUGUGUGUGUGUGUGCGCAUGUGUGCGUGUUUCCUGCCUGGUAACCAGUGCAUAGGGCCUUUCCUUUUUGUGCUGUCAGAAACUGCAUCAAAAGUUCCACCGUUUCAUCUUCCCCUCAGCCCUCAGCCUCCGUCUGUCCAGAAUGUGAUGGCUGUCUCACCUCAGAGGCCGUUUCCUCAGCUUAUUCAAGGAAACUCAAAUGUUCCUCCAGGCCAGAAGGACAAAACCAUCAGAGGAACAUGUUCAAAGCAGGUCUUCUCAUUCUUUCCGGGAUAGCGUGUCUCUUCGUUAUUUUUUUUAGUUGAAUACCCCCUUUCCACUAAUUUGAUCUGUAAAGCAGUGGGGGGAUUUCAGGGAGCGUAAAAAGGUCAGAUGCUCGCAGACAUUUAAGCAGCAGUUAAACUUCACCAAAGAUUGGACACAAUAAAGAAAAAAACCCUAAAAAAAAGACUGUUAAAACACAAAGGUGACCUUACUAUGGCUAAGUUGUUCCUUCAGUAACGACACAAUAUUGCUUUUAAGAUUUUGACUUUAUUAGAUCUUUUUAAUUUUUUUAGCAAUUAUCUAAUUUAAAAAGUUUCACAUGACCCCCUAAUGAAGAGUUACUUAAAGUAUGUCAAAGCUGUAGAGCGACCUCUGGUGGCCAAACAGUGACACGUCCUGUGAAAGUGGAACAUCUGGGAUCUUUGUCAGGAGUGAGGGCCUGUUUCUUUUUUCAAAUUAGUUUAGAUAAUUAUUUCUUUAGAAAUUGAUUUUUUUUUAUCUUCAAACCGGACAUGAUUUUUUUUUUGAAGAUCCUUGUUUAGCCACCUAAUGAUGACCUCUGAAUGGCUCAAAUCAGCUUAAUGAAUGAAGCAGUUUGGGAAAUUGGUUUUGAUCUGCUAAAUAUUCUGGUGAAGGGAAAAGGAGGACUAGAGACGAGGGAGUGAUGGAAAAAGAAGCACUGAACCUUAAAGCAUGUUAAAGCGUUCUAUGUCCAAACCACAUCUGUCUGUAAAGUAAGAAAAAUGACUUCAGGGGAAAUGAACGGGCAGUUUGUGACACCGAGCCAGUGAAGGACAGGAAUGUUACAGAGAGGGGGUCAUGACCUGCCGUCACCGGGACAUACAUGCACAGGAGCGAAAGUGACCAAACCUGCCUGCAGUGAAAUGACCGCUGAGAUUUUGGACAGUCCCGGUGAAGGCUGAUGGCAACUGUAGGCAUUAAUAUUAGCAAAAGUGAACGAUGUGAUGCCUUCAACGCAGAGCUUGAUGCUUUGUUUCCAAGUGAAGGAAAAGGAGGAAUGGCUUUGGUGCUGCGGCACACCUCUGAUCCAGGUGUUCCCACAGCACCGACCAUCUGCCGUUGCACUUGAGUCCUUCAACCCUUCUGCCGCUCAACACCACUACUGUUAUGGAGCCACCUGUGAGGAACCACAUCUUCUAACAUCUCUUCUCUCCGCCAACCUUAAAAGUGAAAAAAAAAAUGCUCAAUAUGUUCAAAAGUAAGGAUUCAACGUGUUUUUUUGUGGGCGGGGGGGGGCAGUAACCUGGCCUCCUGGCUGUCAGAGGUCCUGAGAAACCUGGAAGGGAAGGACAGCCAGAGGAGGCGGUCCAGUCUGCUUCAAACGCUGAUGUAAUGAUGGCGUGUUUUCACUGUCGUUCUCCUGAUGCUUCACUGUUACGUGCAAAAACAUUAAAAUGGAUGUUAACCACGACA
This is a messenger RNA of Oryzias latipes (Japanese medaka), 4767 nucleotides long. RefSeq names its product amyloid beta precursor protein (cytoplasmic tail) binding protein 2 (gene appbp2). Gene Ontology annotation, cellular component: Cul2-RING ubiquitin ligase complex. Gene Ontology annotation, biological process: intracellular protein transport; proteasome-mediated ubiquitin-dependent protein catabolic process. Gene Ontology annotation, molecular function: ubiquitin-like ligase-substrate adaptor activity; protein binding. The record is from RefSeq and is a predicted model, not a curated record. Lineage: Eukaryota; Metazoa; Chordata; Actinopteri; Beloniformes; Adrianichthyidae.